AUGGCUGCCAUCAGUAAGCUCCCGCAGGAGCUGAUGGACCAGAUUAUCGGUUACAUCGAGAGAAAGAAUGACUUGAGCUCUCUCAGCCAAUGCUGCCGCGGUCUUUACUGGGCUGUUUCAGAAGCCUUAUUUGACAGAGCCUUCAAUGAAUUGGCAGAGUCAAAGGGGCUCAGUCAUGGUCUUUUGACUGUCCUCGUCCAUGCGGCCAAGCACGACUCACGGAACUUGAUGCAGUGGGCGAUUGACAGCAAGCAUACAUCACGUCUCAGAGGAUCAUUCACCCUCAUGGAGGACAUGGACAUUGUUCAAUCCGCACUGCUCUAUGAUGCGCCUAAGAUGGCAACAUAUCUCCUCAAACAAGGCGUCAAUCUCGACGAGGAAAUGGCAUUGUAUCCCGACCUCAAGCCUCUGUAUCAUGCGAUCUCUCGACCUAUCAGCACAAGUCUGGGGGCUCUGGACGGACCGCUCCGAACUGCCUGCAGUUAUGCUCUUCCAAGAACAGUAGAAUACCUCCUCACCAGAGGUGCCGAUCCCAACACUUACAGCUCUUUUGGUUAUACCGCGUUUCACAUUACCAUGAUGCGGAAGCUGCCGUGGAGCCGCUUUCGAGACUUCGCCUUGUCUGAUGAACAGAAGGACUCUCAGAGUGUUGCCAGAGAUGAGGACGCAGAGUCUUCUCGUUGCGAGGAGGCUUACUGGCCGGAGUAUCCAGAGGCUGAGGAAGCAGAAAGGGCUCUUGUCCUUGAGAAAACGCAAUGGGAUGCCAAUGUGGCACAGACUGCCGAUGUGCUGCUGCGUUUUGGUGCCGACCACAACCUCCCGACGCAGACUGCCUAUCGCCAUCAGUGCAAUCACAAGUGCUGGAAAUCGAUGAGCUGUGCGCCUUUGGAGCAACGACCUCUCCAUCUUGCCGCCGCCGCUGGCCACUCAUCUGUCGUGUCACUCCUGAUCAAGAGAGGUGCAAGCGUCUUUCAUAAAGAUGAACAGGGAAACCUUCCGAUCGUUUGUGCCAUGGCUCAGGAUCAUGAAGACGUUGUCUAUCUUCUUUUCAAGGCCAUGAAAAAGUACGCCAAAAGAGGCCGCCUCUACAAUCCCAUUGUCUGCACGUUAACAAGAAGCACUACUCUGCACAUUGCGUGUCGAUUUGGCUAUUGGGACAUGGUCGUUGACCUGUUGGAACGUGGUGCAGAUGUCAACGGAGUGGAUUCGUUGGGACGGACGCCAUUACAUGAGGUUGUGAGACAGGAAGCUCACGACUUAGAGGAGCGGUUGGUCGAGAUCUUGCACACGCUUGUCAAUUACCGUGCAAACCCCGACGCGGUCGAUCUUAGUGGCAAGAGGGCGAGAGUCCUCGGAGAGAAUCAUCGACUUCCUGGGGUGCGAGGCUUAUUCCAGUACGCUACAUAUGCUAGAGCCGAAUAUGAGCGGCUUACUAGAGGAGCAGACACUGACUGGCGCGCGAGUGAGCCUGAGGAGACGCCGAUUGUCAUGAAGCGAACUUCCAAGAAGACUCCCACGUGGGUCACUAAGGAGAGCUUUCCUGCCUUGAAGGUUGAUAAGCCACAGGCCAAGACCGCAUUUGCUGUCCCGAAAGAAAGCAAAUCCUCAACCAUUGCCCCAAAGGCUACAGAAGCCGCUCAAAAGGCAAAGAGCUGGCUUUCGUGUGCCCAAAAGACCCAGAUUACUACUACAAACAGCACAAAUUCGGUCUGGAACGCGAACAAGAUUGCCAAGUCUGUGGGCAAAGUCGAGCUGAUCGAAACAGUUGAGAAGACUGAGGCAGGACUGGACAAGAAGGCGAAGAAAGGAGGUCGCCAAAAGAAGUGGGUUAAGGUGUCUCUGGAAGACUAA
This is a messenger RNA of Trichoderma citrinoviride, 1851 nucleotides long. Its product is annotated as ankyrin. NCBI's taxonomy places the organism in Eukaryota, Fungi, Ascomycota, Sordariomycetes, Hypocreales, Hypocreaceae. The record is from RefSeq and is a predicted model, not a curated record. The transcript is spliced from 3 exons. Gene Ontology annotation, molecular function: protein binding. Bases 1 to 1851 code for a protein of 616 amino acids.